GAUUGACGGAGGGAGGCUAUUGUUGUCAGCCCGGUGGUUUGUUCACCGGAGAAUGCCCAGAGGAGCCGGAGCCGUGUUCCUGCACGGAUAGCGCAGAAAUACAGCCGAGAAACACGAUAUUGACAUGAAGAAAGACAUUGAGACUCUAAUAGCAGAGGAACGUGCUGACAUCAUCCUAAAAUAUGCUACGGGCAGGCAGGGCGGGGUGGAGAUCGACCCCUGGGAAGAUGCUGACUACAAUAUCUACAAAGUCAUGGACCGCUUCGGCUUCAUGCACGAGGACGAGCUGCCGGCCCCGACGGCACACGAGGAAAAGCGGAAGCAGCUGGAGAUAGAGAGAGCAGAGAAGUGGCUGAAGAUGGUGAAGAAGUGGGAUAAAUACAAGAGCAGCGACAGGAUGGUGAAGCGGGUGUACAAGGGCCUCCCCCUGCAGCUCAGAGGCCGGGCCUGGGCGCUGAUGCUGGACGUGGAGAGGACGAAGAGGGAGAACGAGGGCAAAUACGAGAAAAUGAAGGAGCAGGCUCGACUGUACUCGUCUGAGAUCAAGCAGAUAGACCUGGACAUCAACAGGACCUUUCGAAACCACGUCAUGUUUAUGGAUCGCUUCGGAGUCAAGCAACAGUCUCUUUUCCACGUUCUCUCUGCAUAUUCGGUCUACAACACAGAGGUGAGCUACUGCCAGGGGAUGAGUCAGAUCGCCGCCCUGCUGCUCAUGUACAUGAACGAGGAAGAUGCCUUCUGGGCCCUGUCGCAGCUGCUGACCAAUCAGAAACACGGCAUGCACGGAUUUUUUGUUCCCGGGUUCCCCAAACUCCAGCGGUUCCAGACACAUCAUGAUCAGAUUAUUUCCAAACUCAUCCCCAAACUGAAGAAACAUCUGGACAGAGAGCAGAUGUCUGCAGGGAUUUACAGCACUAAAUGGUUCCUGCAGUGUUUCAUUGACAGGACGCCGUUCACGCUGACCCUUCGCCUGUGGGACAUUUUCAUCCUGGAGGGAGAGAGGCUGCUCACCGCCAUGUCAUACACCAUCCUGAAGAUACACAAGAAGCGUCUGUUGAAGAUGUCUCUGGAGGAGCUCAGGGAGUUCCUGCAGGAGCGGAUCGCUCAGACCUUCUUCUACAGCGACGACGUGAUCGUCGAGCAGCUUCAGGCCUCCAUGACUGAACUGAGGAAGAUGAAGCUGGACCUUCCUCCUCCAGGGAAGCCUGAGGAGCUGCCUCGUAAGCCUCUGGGUCAGGAGCUGCCGGUGCUGUUGAGUCCAGUUCAGCCCUCCAGAGGGAAGCCAUCCUCAGCCAGCGGGUUCCCCAAAGCAGGCCUCAGCCUCCACAUCAUCUCCCACCAGCCUGACUCCAUAUCCCCAGACCAGAGCCCCUCCAAGGACCCCAGGGAUCUGGACGCCGUGGACGUGGAGGAGGCCCCGCUGCCUUCCCCAGACCCCAUCAUCAUCCACAGCCAGGCCCUGCUCACCCCAGACAGUUCCCCGCUGAUGGGGCCUCCGCCUUACCAGCCCCCAGGGAGUCCAGCAGUGGUCACAGCGGGUCACCCCUCGCCACCAGAUCAGGAUGAAAUGCGGUCACAGGUAGCGGACGCGGUCUCACCGGCCUCCACGGACGACUCCUCCGUGGCCACUCGCUCUGCCGUCGCCACCGACCAAUCCUCCUGCACGUUCCCGCGGACUCUCUCGGCUCCCGUAGCCCAGCCGGCCCCGCCGGCUCCGGGCUUGGCUCAGUCUGAGAGUCUCUCUGCAGCAGAGACGGCUGAGGACAGCUACGUGGUCCAGCUGCUGGAGCAGGCCUCAGCUGUGGCCACAAACAGGGACCUGAACCAGGACUCCAGUGAGGCGUCAGAAGAAACACAGGCCCCAGACACUUCCUGAAAUGAGCACCAGUUUCUUGACCAUGUUUCCUCUCCGUGUACUCUGGCUCUGAACAGGUUCUGUCAGGGUCGGGUUCAGGCAGGUGACCGUUAAACGACAGAAGUAUGAUUAUCAGUCAGAUUAUCAAUGUCGAGCAAUAAUUGCUUAAAAAUAUGUUCCCAGUUUCAGGACCAGUAUUCUUUUGGUAAUUGGAAAGUUUAGUAGAAUUCGUACAGGUGAGGCGACAGAGAGUGUGCGGUCCAGCUCUGCAGAUGUGCUGGUGUGUCGCUGUACAAGUUAAAGGCAGGUGGACUUGAUGUCUGGUCCCCCAGCAGGGUUUGUGUUUAUUUAGUGUCUCAGAAUCACUUUAAGGGGUCACACUGAAAGUUAAGAUAAGACUAAAAGCUUCCUCUGGGUCCGACUUCCUGUAAUGUUGGUGUGUGUGUGACAAAAUCUGGAAACUAUCACCUUGUUUUUAGCUGUAGGUUUUAAUUGUAUACAAAGGCUCUGUGUGCCACAAAUACACCUGAAAUCUGAGAACAGUAUUUACCAGGAAGCCAUUUCACACAGUAAACACUGACAAGCCUCUCUAAUGGUUUAAAAAUAAUCUAUAAUAAUCUAUAAUCUAUAAUAUAUUGGAAAUUUGACUCGGCCGUGUGAAAUUAGCCAAAUCAGCCCAAUCCAGUCACUGUGGUUUAUAAUACCUGCAUCAGUGUUGCAUCUUGUCUACACUGUGCAGUAUUAUACACAGCAAAGUGAUGGAACCCACGCUGAUUUCUGCUCAAACACCAUGUCUUCUCUGCAUCCUGCACAAGUUUGGCCACAAAAAUACUCACUUUUGUCAAAAUGAGCAGGUUAAACACCUGUGGAGCUCUCCUGAAUAUCAGCAGAGAUAUGAGGUCCUCAUUGAAGAACGGCGAUAAACGUUUUUACUCCUAGAAACAAAAGUAAGACCAUUUAUUGGUCUGAUUUCUUACUCUGAGACGCUCGAUAAAUAUGGACCCAGUUUGUCUUUGCAGCUUUUUCGAGUCUAAAAAAAAACAAAAAGAGAAAAAAAAGCACCCUGAUGACAUCAUGGUGAUGACAUCAUCAUGUCGUCUCACAUUCUUCUAACAGGAAGUCUGAGUUACAAACUGGGCGUGUGAAGUUUAAAAGACGUGGGCGUUUUCCAAGCACGGAGGGUCCAAUGAAAGAUUCUGUUGAGUUGCAUUAUGGGAAGUGUAGGAUCUUGUUUUUGGAGCUUGACCCAAAUCUUCAGACUAAAAUGUGAUCCUUCUGUAUGUAAUCUGUUUCUCACAAAGCCCCCAACAACAAGUGCAAACUAGAUGAAUGUGGUUUCAGUUGCAGAGAAAUUGCAGUUAUUGGUCAUCUUGUUACUUGAAGCGAAUCCAUUUCACGCUGGUGAAACCCCAACAUGUGCAGAGUAAACACACCUCGACGCCUGCAGCUGUGUGCCUGUGAAGAUUUCGCAGGUUAAUCCUUUCAAACACACUUCUCUCACUCGUCAGGCUGGAGGCUUGUUUGCAUUUUGAGAAAUUGUGAUCAUUUCUCAGAUUUGGGCGACAGGUGUCUCGUACAGGACUCUGGAGGAUUCGACAUCACAGCCACGCUGUUUCCUGUUGUUCCUGAAUGAGCUGGAAAGUCAGUUUGAUGGAGUUUUAUUGCAGAGAGAAGGAAUCUGAAGGCAUACAGACGUCUCUGAGGCAUCACCCUUUACAAUAAAAGACACAUUUUUGUAGUUUUGUAACGUUUCGUCAGAGAACAAAAUGUUGCUCGGUCAGCCUUUGUAAAAUGUUUGCUAGCAGAGUUACAGCUUUAUUUUUUGUACUAACGUCUUGAUGCCUUAUUUGGAUCAGCUUCAGUUCUUCUGUGGACGUUGUUGACGUUGAACCCUGCACAACAACAGAGGAAGUGAGGUCAUUUGACACAACACGAGGACAAAAAGCAACUUUCAGGUGUCGGACUGAACACGAAACCUGCGACAUGGUGAGCUGGCUCACUGUUAUGAUUGUACGCUUUCAAACCUGUUGAGCUCGUUUUAAGUACGUGGUUUUCUAGCUCAGUAAUUUAUUGUUUUGUCCUCUUCAGAAAGGCAUCCGGGUCAUUUAAAGCCGCUCUUGUGCUCAUCUGUUUGAGAACUGGAAUAUUUGCUGCAUUUCCAUUGAGCUCCUUGAACGGUGACAGUAGCCUGUGUUUAUUUAUCUCACAGAGGAGGAUCUGGAUUUAGAUGUGUCAGAUUUUGUUAACAUUGUGCUUAGAAAUGUACGGUAUUGUAGAACCAGUAUGUAGGUAAAAAGCAGUUUUCCCAUGUGAAGGUAGAAAAAGUUUCUUCAGCUCUGUGCUUAGAAAUAGUGAAAGCCUGACAUCUUGUGGUUGCUUUAGAUUCAGCAUGUCUCUCUCUGGAUUUAGCCCAGAAGAGAAGGAAUGUUGUAGAAAGAGUUUUGAACAUUAGAGAUCAAAUGACAACAAAUCAGAUUAGAAAUAUUUAAAGUCUUGCAAUUGAAUUAUUAUUUUGAAUGAUGUGAAUAUCUUUACUGUAUUUCAAUGCUAAAACUCAGAUAAUUGAAACAUGUUUUGAAUGAUUGUUCAUCGAGGUAGCCAGAGCUGAAUCAGUUCGCUGGUACUUCAGCAUCUUUAAAUGAGAUGAAGCUGCAGUAGUGUGACAGUGUGAACCACUUCAUGUCCGGCUGUAAAACGAAGCGUUGAAUUCUUGGCUACAGAUUUGUUGUACAUUGAAAUCUACAGCAGCUUUUGUCAGGAGAGAGUUUGAAGAAAUCCUGAAACAAUACAACUUUUA
This is a messenger RNA of Chelmon rostratus (copperband butterflyfish), 4652 nucleotides long. RefSeq names its product USP6 N-terminal-like protein. Lineage: Eukaryota; Metazoa; Chordata; Actinopteri; Chaetodontiformes; Chaetodontidae. The record is from RefSeq and is a predicted model, not a curated record. The coding region runs from base 125 to 1876 and encodes 583 amino acids. The transcript is spliced from 14 exons.